CGUAAGCGAUGGCAAGAACCAAGCAGACCGCGCGUAAAUCCACCGGCGGUAAGGCGCCUAGGAAGCAGCUCGCCACUAAAGCUGCUCGUAAGAGCGCGCCGGCUACCGGCGGCGUGAAGAAGCCUCACCGUUACAGGCCCGGCACUGUGGCUCUGAGGGAGAUUCGCCGUUACCAGAAGUCUACCGAGCUGCUCAUCCGUAAACUGCCGUUCCAGCGCCUGGUGAGAGAAAUCGCUCAGGACUUUAAGACCGACCUGCGCUUUCAGAGCUCGGCUGUCAUGGCCCUGCAGGAGGCGAGCGAGGCCUAUCUGGUCGGUCUGUUCGAAGACACCAACCUAGCUUUGUGUGUCACGAUGUCAGGAAGAGGCAAGGGCGGGAAAGGACUCGGGAAGGGAGGCGCUAAGCGUCAUCGUAAGGUUCUCCGCGAUAACAUCCAGGGAAUCACCAAGCCUGCUAUUCGCCGUCUGGCGCGCCGUGGCGGAGUGAAGCGUAUUUCCGGCCUGAUCUACGAGGAGACUCGCGGUGUGCUCAAGGUGUUUCUGGAGAACGUCAUUCGCGACGCCGUCACCUACACCGAGCAUGCUAAGAGAAAGACCGUCACCGCCAUGGAUGUGGUGUACGCCCUGAAACGCCAGGGACGCACCCUGUACGGCUUCGGCGGUUAA
Molecule: messenger RNA, 665 nt
Organism: Clarias gariepinus (North African catfish)
Lineage: Eukaryota; Metazoa; Chordata; Actinopteri; Siluriformes; Clariidae
Product: histone H2A-like
Exons: 3
Coding region: 9-665 (218 amino acids)
Cellular component (GO): nucleosome
Molecular function (GO): structural constituent of chromatin; DNA binding; protein heterodimerization activity
Source: RefSeq, a predicted model, not a curated record